GCUGCCAUCGCCGGGCACGGGGGCGAGGGGCUCCCCGCCAAGGACCGGGGUGUCCUGAACGCAGCCAACGCGGCGCGGGAGCUGGUGAUCCAGAGGCUGAUCUUCGUGGGGAACGCGUGCGAAAACGAAGAGCAGCGGCUGCUGGAGAAGGUGCACGCGGAGGAGGAGCGGGCCCACCAGAGCAUCCUGACCCAGCAGGUGCACUGGACUGAGGCUCUGCAGAAGCUGGCUGCCCUCCGAACCUACCUGGUAGAGGUGAUCACCAACCUGGAUGACCAGGGCCUGCUGCAUGCAGAGCAGGAGAUCUUCGAGAGGACGGAGCUGGCAGAGGGAAUCCUAGAGCCGCAGGACUCCCCGAAGUUAAACUUUAACCAGACCUGUGUUCAGAGUCCGCUGCUGCACCGGCUGUGGGCCUCUGCUGUUCUCUGCUGCGUCGCAGGCUCUCAGCAGAUUCACAUCGAUGAGAAGACUGUCAGCCCCCACCUCAGCCUGUCAGAAGACCGGAAAACCCUGACCUUCAGACCCAAGAAAGCAAAGGUGGACUUGGACUGCCCCGAGCAGUUUGACCACUGGCCCAACGCGUUGGCUGCCACGGCUUUCCACUCGGGAGUCUGCGCCUGGAGGAUCAGCGUGGGGAAGAGCUGCGCCUACAAGCUGGGGGUUUGCUACAGCUCCCUGCCGCGGAAGGGCCCUGGCAACGAAGUCCGCCUGGGCUUCAACGCCGACUCCUGGGUCUUCUCGCGCUAUGACAAGGAGUUCCGGUUCCUGCACGCCGGGCAGCCGCAGGCGGUGGAGCUGAUCAAGUCUCCGGCCGAGAUCGGGGUGCUGGUUGACUUUGCGGGAGGGGAGGUGCUCUUCUACGACCCCGAUUCCUGCGCCAUCCUCUUCUCCCACAGGGAGAGCUUCGCCAAGCCCCUCUAUCCCGUCUUCGCUGUGGCUCACCAGAGCAUCUCGCUGGUCCAGUGA
Molecule: messenger RNA, 966 nt
Organism: Opisthocomus hoazin
Lineage: Eukaryota; Metazoa; Chordata; Aves; Opisthocomiformes; Opisthocomidae
Source: RefSeq, a predicted model, not a curated record